UCUGCACUCCAAAUCCAACGGUCCCCAUCCUCCUUUAUAUCCGAAUCAUUUCCUAUAUAAACCCACUGUCACCUUUUAACUUCCUCCAAAUCAAUUGCGCUUCUCUUUUAAUUUCAAUUCCUUUGAAUUCGUGUUCAUUUCAUCUUCUCAAUCAUCGGAAAAUGUCUGGACGCGGGAAGGGUGGCAAAGGCUUGGGAAAGGGAGGAGCGAAGCGUCACAGGAAGGUCCUUCGCGACAACAUUCAAGGCAUCACAAAGCCAGCGAUUCGUCGUCUGGCUCGUAGAGGUGGAGUGAAGCGUAUCAGUGGGCUUAUCUACGAGGAGACUCGCGGUGUUCUCAAGAUCUUUCUUGAGAAUGUGAUUCGCGAUGCUGUUACCUAUACAGAACACGCUAGGAGGAAGACGGUGACUGCCAUGGAUGUGGUCUAUGCUCUCAAGAGGCAGGGAAGGACUCUGUAUGGGUUCGGUGGUUGA
Molecule: messenger RNA, 473 nt
Organism: Ilex paraguariensis (yerba mate)
Lineage: Eukaryota; Viridiplantae; Streptophyta; Magnoliopsida; Aquifoliales; Aquifoliaceae
Source: the annotation of a GenBank genome assembly